UGAUGACGUGUGCACGCCUCCACAGGUGAGUUCAUUUACAGGUGAUGAGGCGCCUCGCGCUCCGAGCAGAGGAAGAAGAAGCUCUCAGAGGAAAGUCACCGAUCAGAGUUUAAAAAACCGAGUCAGUGACACAAUGAGCGAUUCAGAACAGCAACAGAAGACCGAGGAGGUGUGUGAGCCCCAGUGGCCUGAGAACGGAGCUGAGUGGAGCGAUGCAGAGGAGGAGACCCACAUGGACUGUGGUCUGCUGCAGGCCAUGGCUGAGGAGGACGAGGACAUCAAUGUCUUCAACGAAGAGACGUUUGGAGCCGAUCUCGAUACAAAUGAGACCCCAGAGGGCCCGGGUGGCAGUCUGCUUCCGUUUGGAGAGCCGCCGCCGCCUCCCCCGCCAUCGCCACCACUACCGGACCCCUCCCCUCCGUCUCACCACAACUCCCCCUCCCCUCCCAGACAGAAGCCACGGGACCUGCCCCGGGCCCCCCCUCGGCAGUGUGGCAGAGGUAGGGGACACAGGGGCGGGCUGAACAGGGGACAGAUGUUUGAAGAUCCAGCUGUGAUGAGGAUAGUGGAGGGUCGACCCAACGUCAAGACUCUUGACAGUGCCAUCGUGGACUGUGGGAACACCGUGUGCCAGGAAAUCUGUGAGGACGAUUGGAUGGCGCCCAGUUACAGAAAAAACAGGCGGAUCUCGGGAUCACUACUUCAGGACAGUGCUAUAGUUUGUGUGAUUGAUGGUCACAGAGGCAGAGGUCAGCACCUGACCUCCAACUUCCUGGAUUUGCCAUAUCCUGUCUCCUCCUUCAGGGGCAGGAGAGGGGAACCCCGAGGUCCCUACUGCAGGAGACAGUUUGGCCAAAGAGGCCCGUCGCAGAUGCAUUCACCACUGUUGCCGGGGUCGCCCGUCUUCUCACGUCAACCUUUGACCCCAAGGCAGCUUUACAAUCAGACGGGGAGGUUCAUGUUUCCUUCCAGCCGCCCGUGUCCGUCCACUCCUCAGUCUCUUACUCCUAAGAUGAUGCAACUUCGCUUUGGUGCCAACUCCCCGAGACCGUCGCCCUUUUACAGCCCCUCGUCGAAUCCUGUGCAGCAUUUCAGGUACCCCGGGCCUGUCACCCAGCUGCACCCCCAGCACAAACGAUUACUCAGUCAGAAACAUGUGUUUCAAAGAAAGUUUGACGGCUGGGAUCCUUAUUGUAAUCUCAUGACGACCAAAGAGAGGGAGUGGAUCACCAGGCUGCAGAUGAUUCAGCUACAGAGUGAGAAUCCUUAUCUCGAGGAUUAUUACUACCAGGAGUACUACCGUCGAAUAGAAGCCAAGAUGGCCGAGGAGGAGCUCGGCAUCAGGAGCAAGAGGGAGCCGCCCAAGCUCACCACACCGUACAUCACGAAGACCGACUCCUACGCACCAGUUGUGCACAUCGAGGGCUCGUUGGGUCAAGUUGCUGUCUCCACAUGUUACUCCCCUCGUCGUGCCAUCAGUGCAGUUAAUGCCGUCCAAGCUCAGGGUCCUCUUGAGGAGCAAAAAGACACGAGACAGCAGCGGUUAGAGGUCCUCAGCAAAAUAGAAAAGUUGUUCAUGGCUCUGUUAGAGGUGGAGGAGACGGAGAGAGUAAAAACCCCCGUCUUGUCUGAAGCAGAAGAAAGACUGCUGAUGGAGAAAACUCAGUUUAAGGUGGAGCACAUCUACUCUCAGCUGCAAAACCACAACCCUGCAGAUUCAGGAGGAGAGUUUCUUCCUUUCCUGCACGUCUCAAAAGGCAAAAAGCUUCUCGCUCGUCUGCUUCCGUUUCUCAAACACGAUUCGGCGCUGAAAAUCUUGCGUAUCGUGACGUCGAACUUACCAACGCUGAUGAGCAAAGAUACAGAAGAGGCUCUUCCAGUUCUCUACCCUCCCCUUCGAAAUGUGAUCGGAGGUCUGACGUUCAGUCAGCUCAUUAGAGUUCUCAAAGAUCUGACGUCAUCGGAGGCUCUAUCGACAUACGAGUGUCUCACGCUGGCAUGUCAGAACAAGUUUGGACUGUCGUUGCUGUACGCUCUCCUCUCUCAAGGAGAGAAGCUGCUGUCGUCAGGCGUUCCUCUGGAGCCCAGCAUCGGCGACUUUGAGACCUGGACUGACACAAUAUUCCAGGUGGCGGGGCAGCUGUCCCAGUGUUCACUGGUGGAGCCGCUCAUUCUGCCCUCGAACCUGCUCACUCUCUUCUGCCGUUACCUGGACAAGCGCACCGUGCAUCAGCUGAAAAGCAACAUGGAGUCUGUGACUGGAUUCCUUGCUCUUCCAUCGUAAGCUGGACCGAAGCUAACGAGAUGCUCGGCUAAUAACCAGGUUGUAGUGAGCAGUGAGAGGAGCAGAAGCUUAAACUCCUCGGUGUUCGUUAUAACAGAAGCUCUGUAAAAUAAUCGGAACUGUUAAAAAUGCUUUAAUUCUUAUUCCCCUCCCUCCCUCGUCCCUUCACGUUUCUGCACUCUCAAACUGUUUCCCUUUUUAUUUCCUUUAUCUGAUCUUUUUACUUUCCUCCCAUUGGUCGCCAGUCAGUUGUCUGAAAUUACAAGCUGCGUUUCUUUUUUUCAUUCAAUUAUUUUAACCUUAAAGUGUUUCAUCAUUUCAUUAGAUCGUCAUGGUGACAUUAACUGGUGAAUGGAGCUGAUUUACGUCUGGCUUCUAUCAAACCACAUUAUUUAUUUCUGAAAGUUUCAACUUAAAGCUAAUUACAUUUAGGACAAUAAAUGUGCUGGCUCAGAUAUUUGCAAAACAUAUUUUACUUAAACGACACCCAAAAAUAAAAGUAAUUUAUUUAUUACUGAUCUCAGAAUAAAACAAAUACUCAUUAUGUUAAGAAGUGAAUUCUUUCUUUGAAUAUCCCUUUUUUUUCCCCGUUUUAAAAUUCUGGGGAAACAAAAAAUAUAGUGGAACUACAUUGUGGAACUUCUGUAUUUCUAUAAGUAGCAUCUAAUUACAUUUAAGACAGUAGACUUCAUGUUGUGUAGGACAAUGGUGACCAGGUUGAGGAUUGUAUAGUAAUGUAAUUGUACAGCUGAACCUGUGUGUUCAUAUAUCUUUUUG
Molecule: messenger RNA, 3061 nt
Organism: Paralichthys olivaceus (Japanese flounder)
Lineage: Eukaryota; Metazoa; Chordata; Actinopteri; Pleuronectiformes; Paralichthyidae
Gene: patl2
Product: PAT1 homolog 2
Biological process (GO): deadenylation-dependent decapping of nuclear-transcribed mRNA; P-body assembly
Cellular component (GO): P-body
Molecular function (GO): RNA binding
Source: RefSeq, a predicted model, not a curated record